This is a messenger RNA of Salvelinus sp. IW2-2015, 1112 nucleotides long. RefSeq names its product transcription factor 21. Lineage: Eukaryota; Metazoa; Chordata; Actinopteri; Salmoniformes; Salmonidae. The record is from RefSeq and is a predicted model, not a curated record. Gene Ontology annotation, biological process: regulation of transcription by RNA polymerase II; developmental process. Gene Ontology annotation, molecular function: protein dimerization activity; DNA-binding transcription factor activity, RNA polymerase II-specific; RNA polymerase II transcription regulatory region sequence-specific DNA binding.
UCCUCCGCCGCUCCGGUUCAUGAGCAGCCUGUUGGGUCUCGAGGAGGAGGAGGAGGACAUACACCGGCGAGCUUGCUCACCCCAGUCUCCGGUAGUCUUAGUCCGUCCCGUGCCACACUCUGCUGAGGCCACGCGCCCCAACCGACAACCGACCAUGUCCACCGGGUCGCUUAGCGACUUCGACGACGAGGUCCUGGACGGGAUCCUGAAGUUCGGCUCUUCCGGUAAAGACUCCGGUACAUCGAACGAGAGCACAGAGGAGAGCUCGAACUGCGAGGGCGGCUCGGCCAACGAUAAAGCUACAGCGGGAAAGAAACGGAAAACAYCGUACAGUAGGAAGAAGGCGCCGAACAGUGAGGCCCACGAGGGGUGCGGCAAACCUGUGCAGAGGAACGCAGCCAACGCACGAGAGCGAGCGAGGAUGCGCGUGCUGUCAAAAGCGUUCUCCCGGUUGAAGAUGACAUUACCGUGGGUCCCACCGGACACCAAGCUCUCCAAACUGGACACGCUMCGCCUUGCCUCGAGCUACAUCGCCCAUCUACGGCAGAUCCUUGCCAACGACAAAUACGAGAACGGUUAUAACCACCCCGUCAACCUGACAUGGCCCUUCAUGGUCGCCGGUAAACCGGAGAACGAUUUGAAAGAGAUGCUCAACACCACCCGGUUGUGUGGAACAACUGCCUCGUGAUGGAACGGAUGGACAUGACAAGUCCAUUAACGUUUUCGUUACCGGGAACGGACUUUUCCAGAUGGACCAGACAUGCAUGUCAUAUCUCAUAAACCAAAUAUUGAGUGUGAAUAACCGGGAGAGUGCGCACUCUCUUGCGGGUUCACCCUACAGAGAAACGGAUUUUAUACGCCUAUUUAAAUUGUUCACAUGUUGUCUUUGCUGGUUCGAGGACAGGUUGUGCUAAAGUUUUGUAUUCGCUUUUAUACUUUUAAAAUGAAUUGUUUAAAAAAAAAUGUCAUACAAGUAUAUAUAUAUAUAUAUAUAUAUAUAUCUCUUUUAUUUUUACAGGUGAAGUUGUCAGUCACCGCACAUGAAAAUGUGGCCGUUAUUGUAAUCGCCUGAUUGUAUUUAGGACUAAAUAAAAUGUAUUCAUUUUAUCGUA